AUGGCGACGACAGCGGCGGCUGCAGUGCUCACGAGCACCCUUACGGGGAUUGCUUGCGAACAGACCCCGCUUGCACGAGCCUGGGCUGCUCGCCCACCCGCCACGUUCUGCAUCCUCCGACCACCCACACGGGCCGCAGAUAACGGCCAGGCGGAUUGCGGAAUCGCAGCCUGGGCGGCCAAUGGCCGUGCAUCGCCCCGGUGGGAAAUCGAUCGCAGCCCAAGGGACGCAAAAAGCAAGUCAGGGCCGGACAAGGGGCGAGGCAGCGGAGACAUGGCGAUGGCUGUUGCCAUGUCAGCGCCGGAGGAGGCGGUCGGAGAGGGCUGUGGCGGCUGUGAAGUGGCCGUGUCACAGGACAACGCGCUGCACAGCCGCGGCCGGGGCGGCGCCGCGCGUGUCCGUUCCGGCGCCCCGAGACUCGCCACCCGGCAGGGACACGCGCCCAUGUGUCGUCGUCGCUGGCGGACAUCUUUAUUCGUCGCCAUGUUCUCCACCUCGAUCAUCAAGUCCGUCGUCGACAACAACCGCAAGGUUCCCAAGAAGCAGACCGCCCAGAAGUCCGUCUUCAACCAGCCCAAGGCUUCCACCAAGUCGCUGUGAUGAUGUCUUCGUCUUUGCGCAAGACGGCCUUCCGUUGCCGCCGCUGAGACACCUUGAGCCGUCACCUGUGUCCGGCCAAGGGUAUUGAUACACUUCCUUCUGGCUGUUUUUUCCUGCACAACUCAUUCCUGGCAUGUCCCCCUCCUAUGCAUUUGAUAUUCCCACCUCCAUCCAACACUUUUUUGGUUGUGGCUCUCGGCGCCCCAGACAUAUUUAUUUCGCAAUUCACUCCUGGUCUGUCUCGUUCCCGAUGCAUUUUGAACCCGCGUCGAUGAAGACCGAACGCGGAUGGCCCAGGAUCCAUAGCCAGGCCCCACUGUCUCCUCGCUCGUGAAUACAUACAUGCCACAACGGCCAUCCUCCUCAA
This is a messenger RNA of Polychytrium aggregatum, 967 nucleotides long. RefSeq lists its product as uncharacterized. Lineage: Eukaryota; Fungi; Chytridiomycota; Chytridiomycetes; Polychytriales. The transcript has 5 exons. Bases 1 to 600 code for a protein of 199 amino acids. The record is from RefSeq and is a predicted model, not a curated record.